CUUCCCUCCCUCCCUCCUUCCCUGAAUGAAUUGCCUUGCAGGAGGGACUGAAAAUACAGCUUCUUCCUGAAUCCACUGGCAGAGUUACUAAAGAGAGCUCAAGACACAACACCGCAGAGUAACGCCUUGGAAUGUCCUCGCACUUUAUAAACAAUUGUCCUAGGGAGGGAAUAUUUUUACAUGACAUUUGCACAGCUUGACAAAUGGCUAACGGAGGCUGUGCGCUUCUCUGAUGAACUUUGAAUUUCCCAUAGAGAUACCCCAUAAACUGACCAAAGAGAGCAAUCUAACUGCACCGGAAAAGCAGAAGUGGAACUUGGAGCCUAAAAAUUACCCCACCACAACAACAAACAAACAGGAGCAGUAAAUUGAAGAACACAAGAAUUUGAUCUUGGGCAGGAUGGCAUCAGCCCAGGACCUUUUAAUCCUGGCACUAUAUGGCUUGUUACUAGAGUUACCGACUGGAUGUCAUGCAACAGAUACGAGGCAGCCAAGGUUACGUCUGUCACAUAAAGAGCUCUGGGACUUAAACAGGACGUCAGUCUUUCACAGCCCAUUUGGAUAUCUCGGUCUUCAUAUAAUGCUGCUGGAUGAGUAUCAAGACCGACUGUUUGUGGGAGGAAGAGACCUCUUGUAUUCUCUGAGUUUGGAUCGAGUCAGUGACAACUACCGAGAGAUCCAUUGGCCUAGUACACCUCUGCAGGCAGAAGAAUGUAUAAUUAAAGGAAGAGAUGCUGAUGAAUGUGCUAAUUACAUCCGUGUCCUUCAUCGAUACAACAGAACACAUCUUCUGGCUUGUGGAACAGGAGCUUUUGAUCCAAUCUGUACAUUUAUCAGAGCUGGACAUUCAUCAGAGGAUCAUCUAUUUCAACUGGAAUCGCACAAAUUUGAGAGAGGACGAGGCAGGUGCCCUUUUGACCCCAGUUCUUCCUUCACCUCCAUCUUAAUUGGUGGUGAACUUUUUACUGGUCUCUACAGUGACUACUGGGGAAGAGAUGCUGCUCUGUUUCGCACCAUGAAUCGCGUGGCCCAUCUGCGAACUGAACCUGAUAAUGAGCGCCUGCUGAAAGAACCAAAAUUUGUUGGCUCAUACAUGAUUCCAGACAAUGAAGACCAUGAUGAUAACAAAGUAUACUUCUUCUUUACUGAAAAAGCAUUAGAGGCUGAGACAAGCACUCAUGCUAUAUAUACUAGAGUUGGACGUGUAUGUGCGAAUGAUAUGGGAGGCCAGAGAAUGCUUGUGAAUAAGUGGAGCACUUUCCUCAAAACCAGGCUUGUUUGCUCUGUGCCCGGGAGAAACGGAAUUGAUACUCAUUUUGAUGAAUUAGAGGAUGUGUUUUUGCUGCAAACUCGUGAUAACAAAAAUCCAGUGAUAUUUGGCCUCUUCAACACUACAAGCAAUAUAUUUAGAGGAUAUGCUAUAUGUGUUUACCAUAUGGCAAGCGUCCGAGCAGCUUUCAAUGGACCGUAUGCUCAUAAAGAAGGACCUGAAUACCACUGGGCUCUGUACGAAGGAAAGGUACCUUAUCCUAGGCCUGGUUCGUGUGCCAGCAAGGUGAAUGGUGGUCUCUACACUACCACCAAAGACUAUCCUGAUGAAGCCAUCCACUUUGCCAGGAGUCAUCCACUGAUGUAUCAGCCCAUCAGACCUGUUCAUAAGAGACCAAUACUAGUUAAAACAGAUGGGAAGUACAAUCUUAAACAAAUAGCAGUGGACAGAGUGGAAGCUGAGGAUGGGCAAUAUGACGUCUUGUUCAUCGGCACAGAUAAUGGAAUUGUGCUGAAAGUCAUUACAAUUUACAAUCAAGAGACAGAAUCAAUGGAAGAAGUCAUUCUUGAAGAGCUUCAAAUAUUCAAGGUACCAGUUCCCAUUAUUUCUAUGGAGAUCUCUUCAAAAAGGCAACAGCUUUACAUCGGAACUGAGUCUGUCAUAGCACAAGUGAAAUUCCACCAGUGUGACAUGUAUGGCACUGCCUGUGCAGACUGCUGCCUCGCUCGAGAUCCAUACUGUGCUUGGGAUGGAAUCUCCUGUUCCCGAUACUAUCCCACAGGAAUGCAGGCAAAGAGACGUUUCCGCAGACAAGAUGUUCGACAUGGAAAUGCAGCGCAGCAGUGCUUUGGCCAGCAGUUCAUUGGUGAGGUUCUGGAGAAGACUGAGGAGCGACUUGUUUAUGGAAUAGAGUACAACAGCACCCUUCUGGAGUGCACCCCUCGGACUUUACAAGCAAAAGUAAUCUGGUUUGUCCAGCGAGCACAUGAAACUAAGAGGGAAGAGGUGAAGACAGAUGAUAGAAUAAUUAAAAUGGACCUUGGCCUCUUAUUUCUGAAGCUGCAUCGACUGGAUGCAGGGAUCUAUUUUUGUCAGACAGUGGAACACAGCAUUGUUCACACUGUCAGGAAAAUCACCCUUGAAAUUGUGGAGGAAGAACGCGUAGAUGAAAUGUUCAAUAAAGACUAUGAGGAGGAGAUACCUCACAAAAUGCCAUGUCCAAUGCAAAGCAGUAUACCUCAGGCAUCAAAGCCAUGGUACAAGGAAUUUCUUCAACUAAUAGGCUACAGCAACUUCCAGAGGGUGGAAGAAUACUGCGAAAAAGUGUGGUGUACAGAUAAGAAGAGAAAAAAGCUGAAAAUGUCUCCGUCCAAGUGGAAAUACGCUAACCCUCAGGAGAAGAAGGCAAGGAUCAGACCAGAGCAUUAUCGAUUGCCCAGGAAUAUAGCUGACUCUUGAUGGACAUAAUCCAUAAUGGCGAAAAUUUAUUUGGACUUAAAGUAAGAGGGAGAAAUCAGUCUUGGCUUUGGUAAAUGACACAGGUUUAUAUAUAUAAAAUGUUGGGACUGAAAACAAAAAUGCUAAGAUAAGUUAUACUGUACGAUCACCAUGACUGUUUAGAAGCAUUUUAAACAAAAUCUUCUUAACUAUCUAAGUGGGCCAACACAAUCAGAGUUUUGCAUUAGGGAGGAUGUGACAAUCUUCAGACUUUGAGUGCUUCAGUCGGUUUCCUGCGUGGACCAUGCUUGCGCUGUAUAUUGUUGCAUAUGAUGGCAUAUUUAAGCAAAUUCAAAUAACUAAGCAUUCACAAGCGGAUGAAAAAUAUAACACAUCUUUUCCUCAUUUCACGAAUUUCUCAUGCUUCUGAGGGUGGCACAUUGUAAGAUCUUUCCUUUUGAUUGUAACCUGUCUGAGUUUAUCACAAUAAGUUGUGUUAAUACAAUGUACUGCUAUUUCUAAAGAUAGUGAACGGAAAUCCUAUUUACUUUCUAUCAGUUUUCAUCUUAUCGGUCAUGUAUGAAGCGUGGUGUGCUCUCACAGCUCAAUAACAUUGCCUAGUAACUUGGUGUAAGUCAAAUGCAUGCUGAGAACACAAACAGAAUGAAAUUCUUCAAUUUAUCUGUAUGAGAAGUUGGAAUACUGAUUUAGAGAGAAAACGAGUCUCUAGUAAUGGGCCUUGCCCUAGCAGUGACAUGAAUUAAGGGAGUGCCCUCUUGUGGAAAAACAAAGCAAAAGCCGAGAUUAUCAUCUUUUUCCGAAGAAAUGUGUAAAGCAAAGAAGUGUUACCCAGAUCUACAGCUAGUUCGUUUUCAGCACACAAUUCUAGUCUCCAUGUGCUUAACCCACAGAAUUAGAAGACAGUGUUUGAAGUUACUUAUGCUGGAAAGACAGCAUUUAAAAUAAAUAAUGCUUUAUGUUUUUAACGUGCUUUUGGGGUAAAAUACAGUCAUAAAAAAUUAGGAUAUAGAUUAAAAACAAGAACACCACUAUGUAACUGUGUUUCUAUAGUUUCACAAUCUGAUCGAAGAAUAUUUUUUGGGGUAUGUCAAAAGAGCAGCUUUGCAGCUCUUUUGAGUGAAGUGAUACCAGGAGAGAUCAAAGAACCAAGUCACUUACAAGUCACUUACAAUUCAGGCCUUUCAAGACUUAUUUAAAAAAAAAAAAAUCUUAAUUUAAGUACAAGAAAACAGAUGCAGAAAGUGAAAAAAUGAGCUUUUCAGUACUUGAGAAAUUUUAUAUUACAAUAUGAAUUAUAUUCCUUUUAAAAACUGAAAAUUAAAUAGGGAAUCCAUAAAUAAAAAUUAGCUUACUCCUCAAAGAAGACAAUUAUGCCAGGAGGGGAAAUAGCCAAGCUGAUACAGAUUUUAAUGUCACCAAGAAAGUAUACAAUGGAUUCACAAGCCACAAACAGGUUUGUGCCAAGCUUGAACUUCUAAUCAGGAAACAGAAUUUAUACUUAGUGGGAAUUAACAGCCUGGAUAACAGACGUUUUUCUGGGCUUGCUGUGUUAACAAAUGCAGCAAUCAGUGCUGACACAGUGUUUUCCAAAGGGCUGUGUGUGAGAGGAUCUUGCAGUUGCUGGCAGGACCAGCAAGUUUUGCUGUGCUCCUCUGGGAACAGAGACUGUCCCGGUGUUUGAAGUAUGAGGAAAACAGGGUUUGAUCUUGUGUCAGCACAAAAGUACACAAUCCUUUCAGUCAGCCAGUUGUGUUAAGGAAACCCAUUUAUUUGAGGGUUUGCUUUUAGUUUAGCUGGAAUGCCUGUCUAAGAGAUGGGAAUGGACACUGCACAGCCUUGCAUGAAUUCACUCGGUUCCUAACUUUGAUCUGAUACAGGAGACUGAAUAAACUCACUUUUCCACGACAGUUUAAUAGAACUUAGUUGCAGUUAGAAACUUCUGUUUGUUUACAGUUAUAUGGAAAAUGGUAGCAUAAAGUCUAUGGCAGAGAAAACAUACACAGAACAAGCGUCCCUGAUUUAUACUUAAUCCUUAUGCUGACCUCCUUGAAGGAAAGCUGUUAAAACACCACUGAAAUCCCUUUCUGAUGAAUUACAGAGUCCACUUCUUUUCAACAGUAAUGGGAAUUAUAUUUUAUUUUUGCUGAUUCAUUUGCCGGUAUCUAAUGCCAAAUGCAUCAUUAAUGGACUAUUAAAAAGGAAUAACUGCAUCUUGGCCUGAUGGAACAAACAUAACUUUGACUCUUAUCCUCUGAGAUUUCAGGUGGAAAUCAUGUGAUAUGCAAAUCAAGAUUCCUGAUUUAAUACAAGAGUGGGUAUUUUUAGCUUCCCAUCUCUUUAGUCAUUAUGUGUGGAGUACUGCAUUAAUUUUUUUAAAAAAAUAAAUUUCUAGCUCACACCUUGCUACUUUCGUGGUUGCAAUGCAUGUGAGAAUUCAGAACUACAAGGUCUUGUUCAAAGGGUGCUAUAACAUCUGUGGGAGAUGAGAAAGAGUGACAAUGUAUUUUGGAAGAUAUGCAUAAAGGUGCUUGUACACAGACAAUGUUAUUUAAAAUGCUUCUUUGUAUAUUUGGGGGGCAUUGUCUGCUUCUUUUCAUUAUGAGGUCAAUGUAUUUUGUAUGUGCAUGAAGUGGUCGAAUUAUAAGUAUAA
Messenger RNA from Cuculus canorus (common cuckoo), 5378 nucleotides. RefSeq names its product semaphorin 3E (gene SEMA3E). Gene Ontology annotation, molecular function: semaphorin receptor binding; chemorepellent activity. NCBI's taxonomy places the organism in Eukaryota, Metazoa, Chordata, Aves, Cuculiformes, Cuculidae. Gene Ontology annotation, biological process: negative regulation of axon extension involved in axon guidance; neural crest cell migration; semaphorin-plexin signaling pathway. The record is from RefSeq and is a predicted model, not a curated record. The coding region runs from base 401 to 2728 and encodes 775 amino acids. The transcript is spliced from 17 exons.